This is a messenger RNA of Sceloporus undulatus (fence lizard), 2228 nucleotides long. It is a transcript of the gene RAD51B, whose product is annotated as RAD51 paralog B. The record is from RefSeq and is a predicted model, not a curated record. Bases 1 to 1113 code for a protein of 370 amino acids. Gene Ontology annotation, cellular component: Rad51B-Rad51C-Rad51D-XRCC2 complex. Gene Ontology annotation, molecular function: ATP-dependent DNA damage sensor activity; ATP binding; DNA binding. The transcript is spliced from 9 exons. Gene Ontology annotation, biological process: double-strand break repair via homologous recombination. NCBI's taxonomy places the organism in Eukaryota, Metazoa, Chordata, Lepidosauria, Squamata, Phrynosomatidae.
AUGUUUCAGGACUUCUUAUGUCAUUCAUUACUGGAGCUGAUGAAAGUAACUGGACAGAGCUACUGGAAAGUUCAGAAACUUCUUAAUACAGUCAGCCAAUCCUGUGCUCCCAGAAUGCAAACUGUUUAUGAAAUGAAAAGGAAAAGAACCAUGAAUCCUUCAACAGCUUUCUUGCCAACAACACUGGAAGAUCUGGAUAAAAUUUUGCAUGGUGGAAUUGCCUGUGGAUCUAUUACAGAGAUAACUGGCCCUUCAGGUUGUGGCAAAACUCAGUUUUGCAUUAUGAUGAGCUUGUUGGCCACAUUGCCCACCAGAAUGGGAGGAUUUGGUGGAGCUGUUAUAUACAUUGAUACAGAGUCUGCAUUCAGUGCUGAGAGGCUUAUUGAGUUAGCAAAGCAUCGUUUCCCUCAUUAUUUUGCAACAGAAGAAAAGCUGAUAUCAAUGUCUAGUAGCAUUUAUCUUUAUCGGGAACUCACCUGUGAUGGUGUACUGAAAAGGAUUGAAUCUUUAGAAGAGGAAAUUAUUUCUAAAAAUGUUAAACUAGUAAUAAUAGACUCUGUUGCUUCUGUAAUUCGAAAGGAAUUUGAUACAAAACUUCAAGGCAACCUGAAGGAAAGGACCAACUUGUUGACUAAAGAGGCAUCAAUACUGAAGUACUUGGCAGAGGAAUUUUCAAUACCGGUUAUCUUGACAAAUCAGAUUACCACGUGGCUGCGCGACGGCCUUGCUAUACAGGCAGACCUGCUGUCUCCAGGUGAUAACUUGUCCCUGUCGGAAGGACCUUCUAGAAAUGGAGAUGGAGAAUCUGGCUAUGUAACUGCAGCACUGGGGAAUACUUGGAGUCAUAGUGUGAAUACAAGAUUCAUCUUGCAAUAUCUGGAUUCACACACACGACAGCUUCUGGUUGCCAAAUCCCCCUCUGCACCAUUUACAUCUUUCUUAUAUGUGAUUGAAAAAUCCGGUUUGGUUCUCCAAGAUCCAGAUCAAAAGGACCAGCCAUGUUGCAGUUGGGAUGGAAUAAGUGCCUCACAGCAAGCAAUAAAAGUGAGGAAAGAUACCUUUAACAAUGAACCUGAAAUGUGUUUGCUCAGUUUCACCAGCAAGAGCCCAUAGUUUACUGCAGCAGUUACAAAAUACAGACAUAAAAACAGCAGGAAGGAAAAAUAUGCUGAAGCACAGAGGACGGAGAACAAGAACAAUAAACUCACUUGAGCAGCAGUGAUGAUGUCUUCUGAGUCUGAAUCAACUUUUGCAUUAUGUUUUUUAAAACUAUCUGAACUGAUGAUAUAUUCUGGCAUUCAUAAUCUUACACAUUCUCCUUAAUUAACAUUAGCAUAAAUAUAGGCUGAUGUUCUUUAUUGGUCAAUAUGACUGAUAAAUAGUUCUGUGUUUUUCUUCUGGGGAGAGGGGUUUUAAAUUGAUCUUUCUGUGUUUUCUGAUGGAACAAAAACUUAUCCAUCUAAGUAUGAGAAAGUACAGUGACCUCUUGUCAGUUCUGUCUGUGUGGUACGAUUUGAAAAGCUCAUUACCAGCAAAAUUGAACAGGUCAGCAUAAAUAUCAACUGAUGACAUACAUCUUUAUUGUAUCAGUGUAGACCAAUGUAUUGGGAUAAAAUUGCAGGAUAGAAAGGUAUGGAUGAUUAUCCAUAUUGGAUAGGAGGUAUCCAUAUUUGAUAAGGAAAGAUGCAUUUACAUGGCUUGAUUUGAUAGAAACAUCCAAAUUGUAUAGUCCAUGCUUACCUGCAAUACCAACCUGAACAGUGGAAAACUGGAUCCAUGUUGCUCUUGUAGGUUGUAUUGGUUUCUCACUGAGCAAACAAUCUCACUGAGCCUCUCUUUGUCCUUCUUAUCUCCUCUGUAGCAGCAGAAGUAGUGGGGAGGUCCAGUCUAGAUAAAAUACAUUGGUUCCAAUAGCAGUUUCACUGUGAACCAAUUAAAAUGAAGAAGCAAAUAAGUAUUUAUAUAGAUACUUAGGAUGUACAAAACACUUACCAUUAUCUCAUCAAAACUAUACAACCACUCUGCAGAGUAAAUAGGUCAGUGAUCCACAUAUUGCAGUUUGGGGGUGUGGGAGGGGUUGUCUAUGACUGAAAGAGUAUAGCUUGUUAAUGUCACCAUGCAGAUUACUUUAUAUACUCAUGUAUAAGUCUAGAGAUUAUAGUCAAAUAAUUGACCACAAAAACAUGAGUCGACUUAUCCAUGGGUCAAUGUAAGUACUGUACUUUUAG